AUGUCGAAUCUUCCUAAUCCAACUCCUGCACGGAGCGGGCUUUCUCUCUAUGCAAACUUGUUAGAUCCGUCUUCGAGUGAUACACCCGGUUCCAUUAUCAAAGGACCAGUCGUUUUCAAACCUACUGCAGCUGCAACUUCUGCGGAAGAUGAAAUUUCAGCUAAGAAGUCUCAGAUUGAUGCUGCUGCCCUGAGAUUUCAGCCAACAAGAAGACCACAGCUCUCUUCGCAAAAGCCGAAAGCAAAAGCAUCAUUCCCAAAGGCGGCUGCCCCAACCAAUCCAACUGCCACCGAGCCAAGUAAUGUAGCCAUAUCGAAAGUCCCAGCUCCCAAAAGCACUUUGGCUGAUUGGGCCGUUGACGACGAUGAUGUAAAUGGAUUUUACGUUAAGGAGAAAAGGCAAAGAGGUGGUAAGAAGCGAAGAAAGAAUAAUAGGGAAGAACAAGCUGUGGCGCAAGAUUGGGAAGACAUUUAUGAUCCUUCACGGCCGAACAAUUACGAGGAAUAUAAAAAUAGUGAUGAGAAGGUUCGGGAAGUACGAGAGUGGAAGGAUAGGCUUUAUGCUCAUAGAAUGGCGCGAAAGGCGUCAAGCGAUAGUGAUGACGAGGAACCAUACCGGCCGAAGAUUGGCAACCAAUUUGCUCCACCUCCAAACUAUUCAUUUGCACCUCCACCACUAGAUUCUCCUCCCAAGAAGCGUUCCAAGUCACCAGAAAGCGAUUCUUAUAGCCCUACUCUUCAAGCAAACUCUAAUCCACCACCUCCGCCAUCCGAAAGCCAACCAUUACCUCCACCAGCACCAUUAUCAACAGGAGCUAUAUCCCGAGCCCCAGUGCGAUACAACUUACCGCCAGCUCCAAGUGAACUUCCAGCUUCGGAAGCAGAAUUAGAUAAAGCCCUCGCAGAGGAACCAGAAGAUGGAGACGAGCCAGAAGCAGAUGAAGAUGCACCAAAGUCACUUCGUCCAGGUCAGAAAGGUUUCGCAGAACGUCUAAUGUCUAAAUAUGGUUGGAGUAAAGGAUCAGGACUUGGAGCUGAUGGCUCUGGUAUGAUUACACCUUUACAGGUUAAGCUUGACAAGCGGAAAAAGAAGUCAGAUGCAGAAGGUGGUGGGUUUCGGGAUUCUGGAGGUAGAGGAAAGAUUAUUGGGGGGAAGAAGAUCGUGAAGGAGGAGGAAACGGGUAGAUUCGGACCGAUGACCGAGGUUAUAGUACUACGUGGGAUGGUGAAUAAUAUGGAUUUAGAUGAGGAAGUAGAGGGUUCAGGGGAUGGGGGUUUAAUGCAGGAAAUUGGCGAUGAAUGUGGUGAAAAGUACGGACGAGUCGAACGAGUGUAUAUCGACAGGCAAAGUGCUCCAGCAAAAGUCUUCGUCAAAUUUACUAAUCAAUUAUCGGCGUUGAGGGCUGUCAAUGCACUUGAGGGGCGUAUAUUUAAUGGGAAUACCAUAUCAGCUUUAUUUUAUGAUACGGAAACAUUUGAGAAGGGUAUCUACGAAUAA
Sclerotinia borealis F-4128 is the source of this 1497-nucleotide messenger RNA. The record is from the annotation of a GenBank genome assembly. NCBI's taxonomy places the organism in Eukaryota, Fungi, Ascomycota, Leotiomycetes, Helotiales, Sclerotiniaceae.